AUGCACAGCCUAAUCCGCGAACAGCUCCAAUCGUUCCUUUAUUCGUAUAAGAAGCCGACAAGAGAGGAAGGACUUCCGGUGGUAUAUGAUGCUGCUGAGGAUCAUGCUGAACGAAAGGAAAUGGCAUAUAGGGAUGCGGUGGAGAAACUGGAGGUUGCGAAGCGUAUGAAAGUCGGGUUUGCCGUUCGAGCAAAUCGAGAUUACGAUGGAGCCCUCGACCGUCACAGCCCUCUGAUUGACAAGACGAUCUCGUUCAACAAAUCCCAAUUCCUGCAUAUUCAUGCCGUAAGUGGA
Molecule: messenger RNA, 294 nt
Organism: Mesorhabditis spiculigera
Lineage: Eukaryota; Metazoa; Nematoda; Chromadorea; Rhabditida; Rhabditidae
Source: the annotation of a GenBank genome assembly